AAAAAGAGAUGCUGCUGUUCUCUUUGUUCCACAGUUUGACAAAAUGAAGUCACCAUUAUAACUAAACAAAAAUGAAGACAUGUUUUCUACAUAAGCGAUGGACUCUGCUCUUCUACUGUUUGUCAGAAAUCUUCUUCUCUGUGUCAGUAUCCAGCACUUCAGCUCAGGAGGUACUGAAUAGAGCUGUAGGAGAGUCUAUUACAUUCCCUACUCGGGUUCCUGCAUCUGGCACUAUAAUGUAUGUAGGCAGAACCAUUGGACAGGUGUUGAAUAAACAGACUGAGACAGACAUUACUGAGGAGUUUAAGAAUCGUCUCCACUGGGACAGUCAGAGUGGGUUCUUCACUCUCUCAGACCUGAGAACAGAUGAUUCAGGUGUUUAUACUGUAGAGAGCACUAAAGAGGAGAAGAGACAACAAGCCUAUCAGCUGAACGUGUACGAUAAAGUUUCUGCACCUCAGGUGACAAAUACAACCUACAAUUCUUCAGAGAGUAAAGUCUGUUCAUUGCAGUGCUCAGUAAGAAAUGUGAGGGGACUGAAACUCUCUUGGUUUAAAGACAUUGUCAUACUGAACCACAUCAACAGCUCCAGUCUAAAUGACACACUGAAUCUCUAUCUGGAAAUAGAUAAGUUUGACAAUGACACCUACAGCUGUGUGGCUACCAACCCAGUCAGCAACCAGACGACCACAGUCAACAUUAAGAAACUCUGCCAAUAUAGCCCUGAACAAUCCAAUGAUCGUAAAAGGGACAUUGUUACUGCUGUAGUUUGCAGUAUGACUUUUAUCGUGGCGAUUAUAGUAAUGAUUAUGUGCCUGCGAAGAAGAAAAUUGCAAAAUGAAUUGCAUCAUCACAGAGAAGACUCAUCUGCAACUGAAGGACUGAAUGAAGAAGUGCAAUAUUCUGUGAUAAAUCAUAAAAAUCAUGCUCAGACAAACAUAUGCGAACCUGCCUCAAAGGAAACCUGUCAGCUAACUACAAUUUAUGACCAGAUUCGUCCGCUUGAUCCAGGGGCUUCCGUCCAGAGCGGAUCCGCUUAGACACAAACAGGAAAGUGGUCAUCAGAGUGUUUAUGAGAAGAAAUUUUGUGCAUGAAAUUUUUGUGACAUGCACAGUGCUCAGGACAUUCACAUGUUGAUAAAGAAAGUCAUUCUUACUGUGUAAUGAAAUUAAUUUAACUGGGUUCCUGUCAAUACUACCAUAGACUUUUGGCACUUAAAGAGGCAAACCUAUCACACCUACACUCUUAAAGAGAACCCUGACUGUUAAGACUAGUGUAUGGAGGUGUAUGUGUCUAAUACUAUUAAAAUAUGAUAUAAGCCCCCUGGACAAAAAAUAUCACCUUGCAUGCUUAAGGUGGUAGUAACUUCAGGCUCCUGCAGAUGACGUUGCACAAGGAUGAUCAGGCUAUAAAUACCUGCGGGAUGUGCGAUGGGAUUCAUAGAUUGAGAAGAGGUGGUACGGUGCAGUGAAGGUCUCAUUUGAUGUGUGGAAAAUGGAUCGCAAAGCAGAUGUUCAUGAUUGGCAAAAAGGAUUUGGGUGUGUCAAAGGCCAUAGUGUGAAGGAAGUAGCUGAAUGUGUAGGUGUAUUGAAGCGUACUAUCAUACUGGUUGACCAGCAGUGGCAAAAAUCCCAGUCCAAAUUCUUGUCAGAAUUGUGGCAAAAGACAAAACUGACAGGAACUGCUGGCAUGUUUCACGGCUUGUGAAUAAAAAUCACGUCGCUUCCAGGCAAGAACUGGACUGGCCCACAAAACCCCCAGAUUUAAAUCCUCCCUUUAAAUCUGUGGGACUACCUGGAACAGGGAAGGCGUCCACUAAAUCUGGCCGAACUGCGCAAUUCUUUGAUGAAAGAAUGGCUGAGCAUUGAUGUUACCUACAUCGAGAAACUUGUCCAGUCCAUGCUAAAUCGAAUCGCAGCUGUUAUUCUUGCUUGUGGGGGUAUUACACGCUAUUAGGUACGUUUCAGUUACAGGUGAUUUUUUGUCAAGGUGAGUUUAUAAACCAAAUGCAAAUGUUCUGUUUAUUAAAAAAAACAUGACAAAUAUGCUAAUCCCUCUAUUGGACUGGACUCAGUCCUAUAGAAAAUAAGACAAUCCAAAAAACCUCUGCUGGGUAAUGUAAUGCUCUCGUUAAGUUGGAAAGGAUGAAUCAUCUAUUAAUUAAAUUAGAUAUUUAGCUCACUGCACAUGUACUUUGAUUGAGGUGUCUUCACAGUCAUGAUUCCCUUUAAAAAAAAAAAGGUGCCACAGAGUUCUUUGUCUGAUGCCAUAGAACACGUGUCAAACACCAGAUCAGGCCCAUUGCAUAAUCCUAUCCGGCCCGCAAAAUUAUUUUCAUUUUCUAUUAAUAUUAGCCUGUUUCCCAACACGCUGAACCACAAUCCCCACCAUGCACUGCUGCAUAAUGUGUAUAAUGUAGUUAUAUAACCUAUUGUAAUGCGCAUAAUGUUGUAUAAUUUGAUAGCACCUGUUGCCUUUUACACUGUGUGUGAAUUUCAUGAAGAAUGGACCAACAGACAUGGCCAAAAUAUACUUGGAAAAAAGUCUGGUUCCAUUGAUUUACAUUGAAAUUAAAGUAUGUUUUUUCAUUCUCCUCUAAAGUUACCAUUUUGGGGAUACAAGGUUUUGUUCUGACUGCAGCAAUAUAUCUAUAUCUAUUUAUACAUCUAUACACUUUGAGUCAUUUCUAUUUGUCCAUUCAAUGUGAAGUUUAAUACAAUGUAAAGGCUGCUGUGUUCAAAUUACCUACAAUAAAAAAAGAGAUUUCUGUAUUUUUUUUAUUUUAUUUUUUUGACAGUGAUGAUAUCUCAUUUACAAAAAAGGUUCUCUGAAGAUACCUCUGCUUCUUGAAGUGGAAGACGCUAGAAAGGUUUUCUAGGGCAUGGAAAGUGGUUCUUCAAUAGCUUUAAUGGCAUCACACUGAGAACCCUUUUGGGCACCUCAUUAUUACUAGAGUAGGUUAACAUUAAUUACAGAAUAUUUUAUAAUACUAUUUUGAACUUGUUCUGUAUAUUAACUUUAACCAUGUCUAGAAAUUUGAAUUAGAGACUGUUGUCUCCUGUUGCCUCCAAGUGAAAAUGUAUAUAAAUAUGCACUAAUUUAAGAAUGUUUAUUUUAUUCAAUGUUUUUUUUUUUUGACUUACACUGUCUUGCUAAUGUAUUUGCUGAAUUCAUCCAGCUGCAACUUAGAUAUGUAUAAUAUAUAGAUGCACUGCAUUUCUGUUGGCUACUAAUCAGUCACUCUUCCAUUUCACUCAACACAUAUAACGCCUUUUUAAACCCUUUGCAAACUUUUAAUAUCAGCUGAAAGACUUUGUAUUAUUAUUAUUAUUAAUGAAGGAUGAGAGUUCAUGCACAGCUUUCGGUGUUUUGAAGUUCUGAUGCAAAAAGCACAAUUUGCAACUGAGAAGUUCAUGGCAAGGGCUCUGAAUUUGUUUAAUGCAAAUAACAUACUGAAGUAAUCACUCAACUGCUCCAAAGCACAUUUCAGUUAGAAAAUGUCCCAGAACAUUUCAUUAUUCUUACAAAACUGUGACCUUCAAAGAGCUCCCAGUGUCUUGCUAGUCUCACACCUGUAUGCAAAUGGCAUUUACACCCCAGGGUGCAGCUGUUCUUUUAUCUGAUGUGGUUUGGAUACGAGACGGACGAGGGGAGAACAAUCAGGAUGUUGUUAUUUCAGUUCCUCUUUGUAAACGGAACAUGCCUGUGGAAAGGUGGGAACCAGGCUAAACUCAUAAACACAUAAAUCGAUCAGCUUGGAUAAAUAUAACACCUGCUGUAAACUCAGAGGUUUUAUACACUUAAGCUGCAUCCAAAACCACAUACUAUUCUAUAUCAUACAUACUGUACACAAGUAUGUACUACUAAUGCAGAUGUACUGUAUAGUAUAGUAGUAUGCGGUUUUGGGUGCAGCCUUUUUUGUGUUUUAAACCCUGCUGUUAUUGUUCAAAUAUGUGACUAUUCGCUAUUCGCUCUUGUGGUUAUAUCCUGCAUGUUCACUCGAGUGCUUAUAUUUGUUUUCUUAUAUUUGGUUUAUAGUCUUUUCCUACUGCUCGAGUCCUGCUUUGUUCUUCAAAUCCAUUUUGUUCACCAGCCUAGUUCACUGAAUUCACUGCACCACUGUAUCCAGGGAUAAUCCUACCCCAUUGUACAUUUAUUUCUAUUUUGUAACUUUUUUAAUGUUUUAUGUUACUAUUACAUUAAUAAUUAUGAUACAUUGGUUGAAUUAAUCCUUCAAGUUUUAAAUGUCAAAUAUACAUCAACAUAAAACUGAGAUUUGACCAAAUUGUAUGGAGUUUGAUGGCCUUUCUUGAAGACUAUGUCAUUAAGACCAAGCAAUAAUUCUUCUUUAAAAUGUGAACCCCGACUCUGAUACCAAUGUAGGCUACACAUGUCAUCUAACAAAUAUUUAGGCCAGAAAUUGUAAACUUGCUUUGUGAAUUACACCUCAUUCUAGCACUGGAGACAAUAGUAACAUUUAAACAGGUACUGAAGAAUAUGUUCAAUAUCUGAAUGGAGCACUGUAGCACUGUUUUGUUAUUCAUUGUUAUCCCUAUUA
This is a messenger RNA of Colossoma macropomum (tambaqui), 4559 nucleotides long. RefSeq names its product SLAM family member 5-like. Lineage: Eukaryota; Metazoa; Chordata; Actinopteri; Characiformes; Serrasalmidae. Bases 72 to 1040 code for a protein of 322 amino acids. The transcript has 6 exons. The record is from RefSeq and is a predicted model, not a curated record.